GAAAUAUUUCACAUUUUUCUACACUUUCUAUAUACUUAAAUUUAUAAUAAUUAAACGAUUAAUAAAGGAUGAGUCUGCAAUAUCGGCUGCUUUUUAACAGGAACAAUAUCUAGACCUGGGAAACUCCUCAUUUCAACAUUCGACAUCCGUUGUAUUUAAAAAAAAAGAUUUAUUUCUUUGCAAUGUAUUGCACUUUGAUGAAGAAAAAUUCAUUAUAUUUGUUUAAAACCCAAUGUUCAAUCAAUGGAUCCUAAUCAGAAUUUCUGUGCGGUAAUUCUGAGCCAACACAUGUUCAAGUGUAAAUUUCGUCUCUGGGCCGUUGCUGGCCGUUGCUCUAAGCCUCUGCCUCCCCUGAUGGUGCCACUUAUAUGCCGAUCACAACAAACAAAAGUUUGCCGCUCAUGAAUUUUUGAACCCUGUGAACAUAACCUCACCAAAUAGACGUCAAUUGUAUUUCCGAUUAGAAGUUGAAGAUUUUUUCAAAAAAUGUUGACAGAAUAUUUUUUAAAACAUCACAAGCACGAAAUCAUCGAAAUAUUGGAUGCGCCUGAACAACAUGCACAAUAUGCAAUUUAUGUCAAUUUUCUUGAUUUAUUCGAGGCUGACGUUGACAGUGCCAAUAAACUACGCCAUCGUCCUCGAGAAUAUUUGCCUCGUUGCGACGAAUCAGCGAUAAAAGCCCAACAAUUGAUAGUUACAGCGGAACAAACUGUCAAACAAAGAGUAAAAACCAGAAUCACCGGUGUUCCACUCAACGUCAAUGAGGGUCUCAUUGGUGAGCUGGUAUCGACAACUGGAAUUACAGUUCGAAUUUCUCAGCCCACUGUUUUAAAACUCAUAGAGCGAUAUAAAUGUCGAAAAUGUGAAUAUGUCACAGUCCUCAAGUUGGAUUGGGAGAGGCAAGCUUUCGAAGAGACCAAAGAAUGCGGGGCUUGCGUGGCACCAACCAUAUCUUUAUUGCCAUCAUUGCAGUACGAAGAUUCAGGAGAUUAUCAAGAGAUAAAAAUUCAGGAAAAGUGCGAUACAGAUUCGAAAAAUUCUUACACGGAGGGUUUAGAAGUUAUUCUAAUGGAUGAUUUAGUAGACAAAUGCAGGCCAGGUGAUCUAGUGGAUAUUUGUGGUGUUAUAAUAAGACGUUGGGACCUGUUUGAAGAAGGCGAACGAAUGAUAGCAACGACAAUCAUGAUUGCAAACAGUAUAUCUGUACGUCGUAAAAUUACCCAAUCGAAAUUUUCAUCAAAUGAGAUUCAAGAUAUUUUUCAAAGUUAUUGGGAUAGAUAUCGAGACAACCCCUUGGUUGGCAGAGACAAUAUCGUUGCUUCGAUUUCACCCCAGCUUUUUGGUAUGUAUGUCGUCAAAUUGGCUUUGGCUCUCGUGCUCGCGGGAGGCGUCACAAAAACAAAUAAUACAGGAUCUCGAAUACGAGGUGAAUCACACUUGCUUCUCGUCGGAGAUCCAGGAACUGGAAAAUCUCAAUUACUUCGAGCAGCUUCCCGUUUGGCUGUUCGUUCGGUAUUGACAACUGGUGUGGGCACUACGGCUGCUGGGUUGACUGCAGCAGCUGUCAAAGAUGCAGACGGUUGGCAUUUGGAGGGCGGAGCCCUCGUAUUGGCGGAUGGCGGUGUGUGUUGCGUGGACGAGUUUACAACAAUGAGCUCAGAAGAUCGUGCCUCGCUCCACGAGGCGAUGGAACAACAAACGAUAUCGAUAGCAAAAGCUGGUUUAGUCAGUACACUGAAUUCUCGUUGUUCUGUGGUCGCAGCAAUUAAUCCAGACGGUGGUAAUUUCGUCGAAGGCGAAGAGAUGAAAACGAGCUUAGGCGAUCCUCUCUUGUCACGAUUCGAUCUCAUACUACUUUUGAAGGACAACAAAAAUCGUGAAUGGGAUCGCAUGAUGACGGAUCAUAUUUUACGAGCUGCUUGCAGUCGUAAUGUUGAUGCACAAAGCAAAAUGGACUUAAAAAAGCCCAUGGACCUAUUAAAAUCCGAUGGAAUAUGGAAGGAAGAAAGUUUACGAGAAUAUUUGGCCUACGUACAUUCAAUCAAACCAGUGCUAACGCGAGAGGCUGAGAAAGUUUUAAGUACAGUAUUUUUGUACCACAGAUCGAAUCCUGAUAGGCGAGAAGAGAGAACGACGGUUCGGCUUCUCGACAGUCUCGUACGCUUAGCCGAAGGUCACGCACGAUUGAUGUUUAGAGAUCGUGUCGAAAUAAUGGACGCUAUAUUUGCGACUAAGCUGAUGGGAACUCAUCCCGGAUCUAGUACUGAAAUGGGAUGCCCAUUUCCUACCGAUCCGACCGAAACUUAUCGGCAAGAAGCAAUGGCACUUCUGCAUCACCUCGAUUUGCAAGAUUUGAUUACGUCGCUGUAAAUGAAAAAAAAUCGUCGACACCGACGUGCGCCCUUUUCCAAAGAUGAAAAUAAUCAAAAUGACAAAUAAAUGAAUCGUCAAAUUCUU
This is a messenger RNA of Venturia canescens, 2457 nucleotides long. Its product is annotated as DNA helicase MCM9-like. Gene Ontology annotation, molecular function: single-stranded DNA helicase activity; single-stranded DNA binding; ATP binding. The coding region runs from base 487 to 2370 and encodes 627 amino acids. Lineage: Eukaryota; Metazoa; Arthropoda; Insecta; Hymenoptera; Ichneumonidae. The record is from RefSeq and is a predicted model, not a curated record. Gene Ontology annotation, biological process: double-strand break repair via homologous recombination; DNA replication. The transcript has 12 exons. Gene Ontology annotation, cellular component: MCM complex; nucleus.